UCCUGACAGGGUGGGUGUGAGGACAAGCUGUACAGUUUUCCUACUUAGAGGAAUAAUGUUUUGAUUUGGUAACUUCCUCUUGACACCUGAUGCAAUUGAUCACUGAAGGUGCAUUUGGAUAUCUGAAGCUGAUAAUAAGCAUUACCUUUUGCGCACCACUUAGUGAUUCAUUCAGGCUCUUAUGAAAAUCUACUGAAGCUUUGAUCAAAGCCCUCUUAAUCUGCAGCAAAAGUCUGAUCAUUCCUGGAUGUGGACACUUUGAUACUAAUCUGGCAACCAAAAGGCCGAAAGCUAUUGAGGAAACUUGAUACUGGCUGGAAAGGAAUUGCUGGGAUUUAUUAUCUAACUGCAUGUACGAUCAACUCUGAUCAUGCAGGAUUGGUUAGAAUAUUAAUAUUCUCAGUGAAUCCAGCAGUAGCAUCAGGAAUUGUGCGCUGCUUUGCGUUUACAAUAACACCAAACCCCACCCUCACCCUGUGUUAUGCGAUAACGGAAUGAAGGGAGUGAUGGAUAGUCACCUGGACCUCAGUUUCCUGACAGAGGAUGAGUAUCAGAUGCUCUUGAAAGUUAUUCAGAGGGAUUCUGAACUCAAGAAAAAAGACAGUGAACGAAUCAGGACAGCACAAAAAUCCAUUCAAGAUGAAAAGAGAAGGAAGCUGGUUACUGGACUGUGGUUUGAGGAAGUUAAAGCAAAACGUUACCGGAAUUCUUUACUUGGGGUGGACCUGAUCAAGGCAUCAAUAAGGAGGAAAAAACCCAUAACACAUGAUACUACUCAGAAAAGUGAAUCACAACAAACUCAGCUUUCUCGAUCGUACCCUAUCCCAAACUCAUCUCAAACUGCCACAUAUGAAGAAUCAAGGUUACUACUUUCAAAUCUGUCGUUACAUCAAAUCUUUUCAAUCAUAAUGGCUGCUUCUGAUAGAAUAGAAAGUCACCACGGGGCAGGGAUUGACAAACUUAAUAAGAAGAAAAGGCAGCAAAAAGAUCAUGCAGGACCUAGAGUAUCCACUCCAGUAUCUGAGCCAACUGUGGAGUGGCAGAAACGAGCCAAGAGUGUAGAUAGUCACUAUCCAGAAACCUAUCAGAAUCCCAUGGGCUCUGACAUAUUGACUGAACUUCAGAUGAGACAUACUUCCAGUGUUUCUCGAAUUCCAAGAAGAAUAAAUUCUAUUGGUACCCCGGGAGAUUUGAGCAGAACUGAGGAGUCAAGAACACCAAAUGACCUUACCUUUGAUCAGGAUCAUGUACAUGGUUCACAAAGGAUUCCUGCAGGUUUUAGCACCAAGUCUCCUAUUGGUGAGGAAUCUCCAGAUACAAUGAAACAAGAUAAUGAUGCAGGCAGCUCCUAUGAUGCAAAGCAAGCAAACCAGGCAUCUGAGAUUAGGGACCAAAGAACUGCUUCACCUGAGGGUAACAGUCAGACUCCAAGAGAGCAAAGUCAUUUAGAAUUUACAGGGGAAACAUGGAAGGCUGCAGAAGAGCCUGAGCACAGUAACUUGAAUGGUCAGGGAUUAAUCACAGUCUCUGCAGUAGUAUCACCAAUGAAUGAAAAGGCCCUGGAUGUGCCAAAAUCCAAGAAGAGCUUGGCCACUCACUAUAAAGGGGCUCCCACUUACAAGAUUCCAGAGAGCAGUGACAAAGGGAAAAUGCAUACGUCUAACAUUACCCAGAUUCCAAAAUCGGACAGAACAUCCAGAGAAAGUGAAACUGUGACAACCAAGAAGCCUGAAGGCUUUGCCUCUGAGUCAGGUCCACAAGGACUAUCAUCAGCCAAAACUAAUGAAGACCAACAAGCUUACAAUACACUUGAGAAAUUGAACCUGUCACCCACAUCUCGAAUUCCAAGACUGAAAAUUGCUUUAGAGACAGCAGGGGAAACUCCAAAAAUACCUAUUGAGGAUCUGAAGCCAUUGAGUAGACAGUUGGCAGGUCAGAAUGGGACUACUGAGGUGACUGACCAAGCAAAGGCUGCCUUUCAACCUACUUCCAGGAUAGCUAAAUAUCAGUCAUCCUCUUCUGAUGAUGAGAGAGAGAAAGGCCAUAAACAAGGUGCUGUGUUCACUAUAAAUGCCUUAGGUAAUAGGCACCUUGAAGAAGAAGCCCUUACUGACCCCAACCGUUUCAAAAGCCUGAGGCACUUUUGGGAAAAAGGAAUUGAAUCCAAUAAAGCAAACAGUGAACUUCCAAGCAAUGUUUCCAAAAUUCCAUUUAGAAGACUCAGAUCACCAGAUUACAAAAGCUGCCCUACUGAAGUAAAGCAAUCCACAACGCCGGAGUCCAAGUCCGCUUUGGUAACCAAGGAAAUUCCUUCUACAAAUAGCUAUCCUAAAUCAGAACUUCAAGGGAACCAAUCAAUACCUCAUUCCUCUGAGGAAGGAGAAGCUGUUCCGUUAACUUGGACUAGCAAGUUACCUCCUGUUCCUGCUGCAAGAGCCAGACCAACUGUCAAAAUUGGAAAGUCAGAUGCAUGGAUGACCAAGUGGGAUCAACAUGCAGAUACAACUCCUUCCAUGGUUGAUGAAGUAUCUAAAAUUAAUGUUCCGCAAGCUCAUAGUGAUGACAAUCAGACAAAGGACUCCAUUGCAGUGGAAUCCAUUGAACAUGGAAAAGCUACAACAUUGAUGCAUUCCAAACACUCAAGUUUGGAUGAAUCUUUGUCAGUCAUGAAAAGCAGUCAAACUCCUGCUGAUUGCAUUGUGGAGGAACCUAUAAAGAAGGAGAUUCUUCCAGCAAAGGAGAUCGAGAGAAAGGAGAUGUAUGAGAAGAUAAAGAAAAUGGCACUUGAAUCAGCUAAAGAUGACACACCAUCAAAAGAGGAGCUCACAAUGAGAAAGGAUGAUGAUAAAGUCUGCAAUGAGAGUCCAAUUUUACUUUACAAUGAUUAUAAAUCAGAGUUGAGGACACCAGCAGACAAUUAUACAAUAAGACUUGAUGAAGAAGGUCAAGUUUGUCCAAAGGAGAGGGAUGAGGAAAUCAUUCUACGGUCUUCCCAGUCUGAUUUACCCACAUUGGAACAGGAUGUAGCUCCAGGAAAAAAUGAUUGCACCAAUAUUCCUUUGAAGAGCCAAGCGGAAACCCUGGUGGAAAAGUCACCUGAAGGUGAUCCUGUUGAACCUCAAACCAUCCUGCAAUACAAUAAACACUUGCUGCCAAGAAGUGUAAGUGAAGUAUCAACAUGGUUAGACACAAAGGCACAUUCAGGAGAUGCUAAAGUGAGAACAUCAUCUACAGAUGAAUUCCAUUAUUCAGUUAAUCUGAAACCUGUAACUGUUAGAAAACCUAUAACUAUUGCUAGUACAGAAGGUAGUGAAGCUGACCUUAUGGGCAAUGCACUAAACAGUAAUUCCAGUGCGCAGGAGGAGGAAUCUUCAAACGUUGUCCAUCGUAUGGAUGAUUCGGAAGGUCCCAUUUAUGGAUUGUCCCCUGUAAUGAAGGCUUUAGCCAGAGCUAAGAAGAAUAAUGCUAAGAGUAUGGACAACCUAAACUCUACAGUAGACAGAGAAACCAUCACUUCUUCAGUGGAUGAGAGUGAAGUAAAAAGAGAUGCAAUGCUAAGGCAGCUACAGCUUUCAGUGGUUCCACAUCUGUAUAAAAUUGAGAAGAGCGUUCUCCUAAUCCAAAAACUCAAUCUGUCUGUCUGGCACAAUGACACACUGGGCAGGAAUAGUUUUCUGGGAGAGGUGGAUGUGGACUUGGGCAGCUGGGACUGGAGUAAUCGAGAACUUAACUGGUACCUCCUAAAGUCGAGGUGUCCCAUGGUGGGAGUUGGAGUGGAUCACAGAGGAGAAAUAAACCUGGCUAUCAAAUAUGUACCACCCGGCAGUUUAGGUGCUGGAGAUCCUCCCACUGGAGAGGUACAUAUCUGGAUGAAAAAUGCUAAGGAUUUGCCCCAGCUUCGAUCGUCUGGAGUGGAUUCAUUUGUGAAAUGUUAUGUGCUUCCUGACACAAGUAAGAAGAGUUACCAGAAGACUCGGAUUGUGAAGAAGGACACCAACCCUAUUUAUAACCAUACUAUUGUAUACGAUGGCUUCAGAACGGAGGAUCUGAAGGAAGCCUGUGUUGAACUGACAGUAUGGGAUCAUGAAAAACUGACCAAUCAUUUUCUGGGUGGACUCAGGCUGGGUUUUGGCACAGGAUAUAGUUAUGGAAUCCCAGUAGAAUGGAUGGAUUCCACAGAGGAAGAGACAGCUCUCUGGCAAGAAAUGGUGUCAAAUCCUAAUGAAUGGAUACCAGGCUCCCUGCUACUUCGGUCUCAAUUGGGAGGCAAGAAGCUUAAAUGAAAUAGCACUUUGUGCAAAAAGACUUACAAUGGUCUUUACUGCCAAAAUAUUUUGUGUCAAUCAGCAACUGAACUGAUAGUGCACUGAGUGCACUUGAUAACAUGAAUCAAGCCUUUUUUUCUGAUUCAAAUACUAUCACCUAGUAAAAUGACUGAAUCUAUUGCCUUUACAGACUUGAAUCUUGAAUCCUUUUUAAAGAAGCCAUUUCAAAUCUUUGUACAAAAUCUAUUUUCUGAACAUUCUUCUAUCCCAACAUUUCCAUUAGGCCCUCGACAUUUCUAUGGUAGUUUUUGACUUUCUGUGUCCCAUCUGUAGCCCAUUCCUCAAUUACAUGAACAUGUAAUUUCAAUAUUAUUUCUCUUCAAUCCUGAAUAUUGUCUUGCUGACAUAAAAACAAAAAAAAAAUUAGAAGGAUUCAGCAAGACUUGCAGAAUCUGUGAAGUGGGAAACAAGAGUUAAUGUUUUGGGACUAUAGAUCACAAUUGAAAUGCCAUUGGGAAAUGUUAACACUGUUGUUCUCUUCAAAGAUGCUGCCUGAACUACAGAGAAUUUCCAGCAUUUUCAGUUAAUCUAGAUUUCCAGCAUCCAUAGCAUAUUGUUUCACGUAAUUAUCCUUCUGAAGAGAUUCUCAGGAACACUCCAAUGUUUUAUACCAAAGAAUGAUGGAACGUCUGCCACUACCCAUAAUUUUCCUUUACAAUGAGCUUCUGGUUUAAAAAAUGAUGUGGAGGUGCCGGUGUUGGACUGGGGUGGACAAAGUCAGAAGUCUCACGUCACCAGGUUAUAAUCUAACCUACAGUGAAACCUUUCACCUGAUGAAAGAGCAGCGCUCUGAAAACUUGUAAUUUUAUCUGUUGGACCAUUACCUGGUGUCGUGAGACUUCUGACUUGGUUUCAAAAAUGCCACCCAGGAAGUUUCUGAGUAGAGGCCAGUUAAAUAAAUAAGAACCAUUUCACUUAGUGUUUGUAUACCUUUUUAAAAAGCUCCUUUUUUUUUCUGACUACACAGUAAGUGAAACUGAAUUCCAACACUUAAACGUCACCAGUUGAAUGGGCUGUGAGCCACAUAAAGAAAUACUGAACAGAGUUCUAUCAGAGGAGAAAUAGUUAUUGAUAGCCCUUGAUACAUACUGACAUUUGCUAACCCAGGUGGUUAGUAAUAUGGAGGAUGGUCUUUACAUCCAUUUUGCUUUAAAUGACUCUUCAAUUUAGUCUAUAGGUGAUUUCCCCCUCCCUCCACAUUAAUUAUCAGUUGUAAGAAAUUCAGAUACAAGGGGUUUCAAUUAAAAACUUACCAGCUCUCCUGCUUAAACUGAUACUAAUGUAUGGAGCACUUUCAACAAAUUAGCUUUUACUCAGAUUCUAAACACUGCAGUUACUUCCCUUGCAGAAAUGCCAUAACUGAUAUAGUUCAGAAAAUAAGUACCAUAGGGAAGGAUCAUAAAUAGAGCCAGUUCAUGAGCUAUAACAUCCAUCUGGCUAAAGUGGGUUAGAGACACGUCUGCACCUGAAUGGCUGAAAUGUUAUAGUAGAAAUGGAUCUGUCAAAUUGUUCAGUUAGAUAAUUACUGUUUCAUUUGAGGAAUUAAUUUCUGUAGAUUCCUGUUUGUAGAUUAAUGUUUGUCUUACUUUUCAAAUAAUUGGAUUGUUUGCAGUGUUGUAUGCAGCACACAUUCUCUGCAUUCCAAAUGCUCUUGUUUUAUUGCCAGCAAUACUAACAAAUAGGAGGCAAACAAUAUUCUAGAUGAAUGUUGAAGCUUCCCUUAUGUCAUAUUAUAACUUCUUAUGUUUAGUCAUUUGCUCCUCCUGUAUGGUGCACCAACAUUGUCUUUGCUGUACAUAUUAAGACCCUUCAGUUAAUGACAGAAAUUUAAAGUUUAAGCAUUGGCUACUAACUACAAACGGUAAAUUGCAUUGGUGUGCUUUAAAUAUGUUGAAGCUGCUUCAAGGACUGUGUCAUCUAGCCAGUCUAAUGUGGUGGUUGGAGACUUUGUGUAACUUUUUUAAAGUUUAAGUUCUAAUUGAAAUAGAUGAAAUAUUAGUAAAGUUUGUCUACUACAAUGUGAGACCAUUUAUGAAUUCUUUCCUCUCUUCCAUUUACCAUCUAUAUUUAGCAGCCUGAUAGAGGGCUAACUGAACAUAGUGAUCAUAGGAGAAUAACUUUUGACAUCAAUAUUGGAUCCAACUCUGUUAGUCUGAUGGAGAGUGUAGCUAUUUAUCGCUCCAUUUAUAACUGGACCACAUUUCACUUGUGCAUAACAUCUUCUCCUCCUUGUAAUUUUCUCCCUGGAAAUAAUUGAUUUAUUGAGCAAGGAAGGCAUGAAUAAACCUUAAAAAAUUGAGAUGAGGUUGUAUGCUUUCACCUCAUUCAUAAUAUAUCUAAAAUCUCUACAACUUUCCACCAUUACUUAAUGGUUUUGUCGCUGCUAUUUUCUGACAGAAUUUGUAUUUCAAUGUUUACAUGUUGUAAUAUAUUUCAGUAUCUGAUCAGCUGGUAUUUAAUUUUAUUAAGAUGGCAUAAAGAAUUUCCCAGGCUUCAGCCUAAAUUCAGGGCAACUUUUUGGUGUUAAAUCAAUGGAUCUCAAUAUUGUUAAAUUCAACUUGCGUGAUGCUAAUUUUGUUUUUUAUUCAAAUUGAAUUUAAGAAAUCAGAAGUGAAAACCUGAGCUAUGAUUUCAUUUUAGACAGACAAUAAAAGAAAUAAUGAGUAUGUCAGGUUCAUGUGUCAACCAUCUAAAAGUUUUCUCAGGCUGAUCUAACAGUUGAAAAAAUAUAACAUCAAAUAUAGGAAUAAUCAAUUAUAAAUGUCAGUGUAACCAUGAUAUAAUAAAUUGAAAUGACAUCUU
This is a messenger RNA of Rhincodon typus (whale shark), 7127 nucleotides long. RefSeq names its product synaptotagmin-like protein 2. NCBI's taxonomy places the organism in Eukaryota, Metazoa, Chordata, Chondrichthyes, Orectolobiformes, Rhincodontidae. Gene Ontology annotation, cellular component: plasma membrane; exocytic vesicle. Gene Ontology annotation, molecular function: neurexin family protein binding; small GTPase binding. The record is from RefSeq and is a predicted model, not a curated record. Bases 495 to 4283 code for a protein of 1262 amino acids. Gene Ontology annotation, biological process: intracellular protein transport; exocytosis. The transcript is spliced from 16 exons.